AGCCUCAUUGUGCGGUGCUGAGGUAACGCCGCGGCCUUGUUCUACCGGGGAUGGAGGAGGACGGCGGGGCGGGAGCGGCCCCCGCGGCCCCCGCCGGCCUCUCGGCCUCCCAGCGCCGAGCCGAGCUGCGGCGGAAGAAGCUGCUGAUGAACUCCGAGGAACGGAUCAACCGCAUCAUGGGCUUCCACCGGCCCGCCGCGGGCAAGGAUGACGAAAGUCACACAGAAUCAAAGCUCCAGCGUGAGCAAGAUAAACCCAUUCCUUCCGUUUCUAAGCGAAUUGUGCUUGGUGAUGCUGUCUGUAGCAUGGCAGGCACAGCUGACCAUGCAGCCGGCAUGACUGACCUCAGAGGGGAGAAGGACUUGUUCACUAAAACACCAGACCUCGUCAAUGAGGGCACAAGCGAGCUCCGUCACCGUGGCAGAGGGGAACUGCCACCUGAAGCUGCGGCACGGCCACCUCGACACGGAUUAGACCAGUACCUAUCCAGAUUUGAAGAAGCUCUGAAGCUGAGGAACCAGCUGAUGAAUGAGAAGCCAAGCCAAGAGAAUGGGAAUGCAGCGGAGGAGUUUGACUCUUUCCGCAUUUUUAGAUUGGUGGGGUGUACUGUGCUUGCCAUCACAGUCAGGGCGUUUGUGUGCAAGCACUUGUCAAUAUUUGCACCAUUUCUUACUCUACAACUUGCUUAUAUGGGCCUGGCCAAGUACUUUCCAAAGUAUGAGAAGAAGGUCAAAACGACGGUGUUAACCGCUGCUCUCCUCCUGUCUGGAAUCCCUGCGGAAGUCAUUAGUCGUUCCAUGGACACCUACAGCAAAAUGGGAGAUGUUUUCACAGACCUCUGUGUCUAUUUCUUUACUUUCAUCUUUUGCCAUGAACUCGCUCUGGCUUUUGGUUCUGAAGAACCAUGAUGUAGAAUUGACCGCAGUAGUUCCACUAAAGCUUUCUGGACUGUUUUCCUUUAGCAUCUGACUGUGCAGACAGGUUUCAACCUUCAUUAGAAUUCUUAACCUGGUCAAAUACUUGAAAGGAGCCUUAAAUCCAGUCAUUUGGGGAAAGGAAGAGCAGGGUCCCAGACUGCCAGUUGUAUUGGGUCAGUUUAUUUAAUGCUGUGUCUGCCUGUUACAAAUGUGAAGAAUAGGGGGCAAGUGUCAGUGGGUUAUUUAUUUGGUUUAGUUUGAUGAUGCCCUUCUCAGCCUCCUUCAUAAGCAUUUACAAAGCUGCCUUUGUCCUUCUCAGUGAGGACAAAGAGAAUACCAUAAAGCAGAACAUAUAGAUACCUAUCUCCAGUAUGACUGUAGCUAACAAGAACUCAUUUUGUGGUGUUCCCAUUUUCUUUAAGCAAGCUCUGAAUGAAAGAAAUCCCUUUAUUCUCCUGUUCCAAUUCCAAAUGUUGAACCAAGUAGCUGCUUCUGGAGGAGGUUGGUGAAACAUGCCACCUUGUUGUCCUUAUCCUUGCCUUGCUAUACAUUGUGAUUGUGAUCCAUUUUGAUGGUUAUAGUGCAAAACAGCUAAGCAAAAACACCAACAAAGAAAGUCCUGUUCUUUACAACUGUCCUUAAUUGAAAAGUAGGAAGAAACACAACCGUUCAUCUUGCCUGUUUGUGAGUUUCCAGCAGCCUAAUCCUAGUGCAGCCAUUCCUGUGCUUUCAUCCUCAUGCCUUUUCUUUACUUCAAGAGUUAAUUUCAUGAGGGGAAAGCUGUAUAUAUUGGCAACCAACCCGCAGUAUCUGCUGUUUGCUUUGCUACGUGUAAAACUUAAAAGGGAACUACUUGUCCAGCUCCUUGCAGGACUGCAGAAGACAGCUUUUAAUAUGACAUUCAUCUCUGCAGUUUGUCUCUGUUUAUCCUGCAAACAGGAUCUUGACUGUUUAAGAGUUCUGCUCCUGUAGGAUCAUACCCAGCAGUGCUCAGCCUCUGAUGCAGCAGAGCUCUUCAUCUCAACUCAGUUUGGGGUGUUUCCGACCUUGCCCCCUUGAAAUCGCAGUGACUGUUCCUGUUUAAACCCUGUACCACAGGUGACAGUGAAAUCAAACCCAGGGCUUUGAGCUGCCUCCCAUGUGAACAUGAAGGAAAGGAGAACAGCAUUUGAUUGGGUUUUAUAUCCAGCCACAUAGAUGAGAGGGUGACAAAUACAACUGAAUCCUGUCUCUGGUUAAUGUGAGAAGCUCUUGAAUUUGUUUGGUCUCAAUUUUGCACAGGGAAAGGAAGGAGGUGUCAACUUAAACACUGAUGAUCUCCAAACUUUCUAUUGAAGCUAAAUUUGUCAGUGUUGUUGGCUUAUAGCUUUCGGCUUAGAAUCUGGACUUGAAGGCAAUCUCAGCAAUGCCCUUUUUUAGCACAGGGAAACACUCGUUUAUCUCAGUAUUUGUCUGCAGAAAUACUUUUAGGGAGCAGAAGAGUUUGACCAUGGCUCUGUAAAGCAAAGGGCUCUGUGUUCCGCUGCCUUUCUGUUAAGGCUUCCUGCUGUUCCUGUAGCACAGCAUUUCUGACUCCUACAUUAGAUUCAGGUUGGUUUGUGGCAUGAAAACAGGAAGCUUAUGUUUCAAUUUGACUAGUUCCAGGCUGUUUUUUACUGAUUCUUUUACAGGUGCCCAGGGCUGGGCUGCAGAACGUUCUGAUGUUGUUCUAUUAGCACAGAUACUUAUUUAGAAGCUUUACAUUUGUUUCUUUCAGACAGGAAUUUCAGCAGGUUGAAAUGACUGUCAGUUCAGUUCAGGUUGAGGUAUGUACAUAAUGAGUUUGCUCUGAAGUUGCACUUGUUCUGACUGUUUAUGUGCCCCAAUGUAAUACAAAUAAACUGCCGAAAUACCCUGUACUAACA
Molecule: messenger RNA, 2821 nt
Organism: Neopsephotus bourkii (Bourke's parrot)
Lineage: Eukaryota; Metazoa; Chordata; Aves; Psittaciformes; Psittacidae
Gene: CAMLG
Product: calcium modulating ligand
Exons: 4
Coding region: 51-908 (285 amino acids)
Biological process (GO): tail-anchored membrane protein insertion into ER membrane
Cellular component (GO): GET complex
Source: RefSeq, a predicted model, not a curated record